This is a messenger RNA of Rubroshorea leprosula, 695 nucleotides long. The record is from the annotation of a GenBank genome assembly. NCBI's taxonomy places the organism in Eukaryota, Viridiplantae, Streptophyta, Magnoliopsida, Malvales, Dipterocarpaceae.
ACCUCUUCCUCUGCCUCUCUCCUUUCUAUAUCAUCCUCCAAGCCUCUCUCCCAUUUCCCUAUCAAACCUCAAAAAACAAAACCAAAAAGGCCAAAUAUGUUAGGCAAAAAGAUGGGUUCUUUCAAGAUGCUAGCCAAGAGGGCAAAGGGCAUGAGUGGAGAUGAUCCUCUGCAAUCACAACUUGAAGGACUGCUCAGGGAGUUUCACAGGGAUACUUCUCCGGCGAGGGCAGCCUCAACUCCAACUGGUUCUUUUGCCAUUUAUGUUGGAGAGGAGAGGGAGAGGUUUGUGGUGCCAACCAGCUUCCUCUCCCAUCCACUCUUCAAAAUGCUGCUGGAGAAGUCGUACGACGAAUUCGGGUCUGAGCAGACGAACAGAUUGGUUGUUCCUUGCAGUGUGGCCACAUUUCAAGAAGUUGUGAAUGCUGUGGAGUGCUGCAAUGGGAAGUUUGAUUUUGGAAAUCUUGUUGAAGAGUUCAUCUAGGAGUAACAAAAAUGUAAGGAUUAAAUUAGCUUCUGAGGAUCAAGGUUCCGGGUAUUAGCAGAUCAUACAUAGGAGUAUCUUUUUGCUAGGUAGGUUGAGCAUCGAAUCCAAAUUGAGAAUGAAAUUAAGACAAAUUUCUGCUUUCUGGGUUUUGUCUUUUUGUAAGUAUUAUACAGACAUUAUCAAGUAUGUAAUAAUGAUGACAGAAAAUU